AGGUGGCAACUGUAUAUAUGUGUGUGUGUGAUAUAUGUGGGUAUAAUCCAGGUUGGUACAGACUAGUUCUAAAAAUGAAAUGAACCAUCUUUGGGGGUAUCUGGUUUCUCAGAUUAUCCAUCACCACAGGAUGUGCUUGCUUUAGGAUCACCACAUUUUCAACUGGCUCUCCUCCUCUGCAUUUUAAGCUCAUUAUCAAGAAUUGCCCUCUGGAGAUUGCUCUGUAUUCCUUGGACAUGUAGGCUGCUUCAGCCCGGCUGUCAUAAUCUGUGGAUAUCCAGUUUUGAAUCUGAACUGAAGAUAGAAAGAAAUUCUAAAUGGGAUCACAGGAACCAGGCAGUGAAAUCAGAAGGAAAACUAAGUAUGGUGCCACCAGUUCACCAGAACCAAAUCAUCACCAAGAGGCCCAAGACCAAACCUACUUGGAUGAAAGGAUUCCCAUUCCAGAUGUUGCAGGAUAUGGUUUCAGUUUUAGGAAGCUCUGGGCAUUCACCGGGCCUGGCUUCCUCAUGAGCAUUGCCUUCCUGGAUCCAGGAAACAUUGAGUCAGACCUACAGUGCGGAGCUAUUGCUGGCUUUCAGCUUCUCUGGGUCCUGCUCUGGGCCACAGUCCUGGGUUUGCUCUGCCAAAGACUGGCCAUCCGGCUUGGGGUAGUAACGGGCAAAGACUUGGGAGAGAUAUGCCAUUUCUACUACCCCAAGGUCCCACGUGUGUUGCUCUGGAUCAUGAUAGAAAUUGCCAUCAUUGGCUCCGACAUGCAGGAAGUGAUUGGCACAGCAAUUGCCUUCAACCUUCUGUCAGCCGGACGUAUCCCUUUGUGGGGUGGAGUCUUGAUCACAAUUGUGGAUACUUUCUUCUUCCUCUUCUUAGAUAAAUAUGGUCUCAGGAAACUGGAAGCCUUUUUUGGUCUCCUCAUCACAAUUAUGGCACUGACGUUUGGCUAUGAGUAUGUGGUCGUGCACCCUAAUCAGGCAAAUGUGCUGAGGGGGAUGUUUGUCCCCUAUUGCAAGGGUUGUGGACAUAAGGAACUUCUACAGGCUGUGGGUCUCGUCGGAGCCAUCAUCAUGCCCCAUAAUAUCUACCUGCACUCUUCCCUUGUCAAGACCCGAGAUGUUGAUCGCACUGACAAGAAGGCAGUGAAAGAGGCCAACAUGUACUUCCUGGUUGAGUCGACCAUCGCACUCUUUGUCUCCUUUCUCAUAAACCUCUUUGUUAUGGCUGUGUUUGGACAGGCCUUUUAUCAUCAAACAAACAAGGAAGUGCAUAACAUCUGUGCCAACGCCAGCAUUUUCUCCAACAGCAGCAUUUUCCCCAAGUUUCCUGACAAUAAUGAAACUGUCUCCGUGGACAUCUUCCAGGGGGGACUCAUCCUAGGGUGCUACUUUGGGGCUGUUGCUCUCUACAUUUGGGCCAUUGGGAUCCUUGCUGCAGGCCAAAGUUCUACCAUGACGGGGACAUAUGCAGGACAGUUUGUUAUGGAGGGCUUCUUAAAGCUACGCUGGUCUCGCUUUGCCCGUGUGGUCUUCACUCGUGCCUUCGCCAUCCUUCCCACAGUCCUUGUUGCUACUUUCAGAAAUGUAGAAGCUUUGACAGGCCUGAAUGACAUUCUCAAUGUGCUGCAGAGUAUCCUGCUCCCUUUUGCUGUCAUACCUGUUCUCACCUUCACCAGCAUGCAGCCUCUCAUGCAGGACUUUGUCAAUGGGAUCAUUAGCAAGAUUAUAAUGAUCCUGAUCACUGGACUGAUCUGUGCAAUCAACCUCUACUUUGUGGUGACAGCUAUAAUGAGCCUGGACCAUCUGGCAUACUACAUCGUCAUAUCGUUUGGGCUAGCUGCCUAUGUGGCCUUCGUCAGCUACCUGAUCUGGACUUGUGUCAUCUCACAUGGAGCUUACUCCCUGGCCCGUGGACCCCACACUCGAUUUGGUUAUGGGCUGCAAUGAUAAAGCAUUCCUCACAUGUCUGUCAGAGCCUGUUGAAUCCUCCUGCUCGUCACCAUCCAAGACAGGAAGCAGCUGCCCCAGGACUGCCAAGAGACAGAGGUCCCAGAGCCUCUGGUUUCCAUGGGCAAAAAAUGGACCUAAACAUUGGUGCUAUCACUCUGUGGCAGAGCAAAUGCUUUGCAUGAAGAAGGUUCCAAGAUUAAUCUCUGGUAACCUCCAAAGAGUGUUCAGCUUCUGUGAACGGCGGUAGGCAGUCAUCUCCACAGCUGGGUCUGGACUUGGCAGACCAUUGUUCAGAUUUCGUACAAAGUGGCUGUAUAUCUUAGCUGGAAUAAACUCUGUUAGAAAGAAAGAGUGACUAAGAAGCUCUUCUGGGUGCUCCAUUCAACACCACCAAGCUUCACAUAGGGGCAGGAGCAGCCAGUGAGAAUGGGUGGUGCUGCGGAGCUGGCCUCCUGGUAGCGGCAUCGCUGCUGCUUACUGAGGCAGUGCAGGAGUCCAGGGGGUGACAAAGUCAGGCUCUGCAGGUGUGCCCGCACUGCCCCCAACCUCACUGCCAUCCCACUCCACUCCUGCAUUGUCUUAGUAAACUGCAGUAAUGCCACUGUUAGGAAGCUGGCUCCGUGGCACUGCCCCACCCUGACGGGUGCUCCUGCACAGUAGCCUAUGCAACUUUCUUUGAAGGAGUGCUUGAUACAUCCACAUUCCCCCCCCUUUGCAGGAUUUGAGGUUUCUUAUCUCUUCACCAGUGGUGGCCGGUGGCUGCAUGUCAGUGGGGCAGUAGAAUCCACUCCAGGUUUUAGGGUAAACUUUCAAGGAGCUAAAAGUUUAGACUUUCAAAGAGCUAAAACCUUAGCCUAAACUUUCCUAGAAAGUUUAGACUAAAACCCAGAGUGUAUUCCAUUACCCCACUGACAUAGUUGGUUUGGAACUCCUUAUCCUUCUUGGAGGGAAGAUUCUAGCACACUUUUCAUUAAUUGUGUCCUGACACCACAGCAAUGGGCAUUUCUUCACCUUAUAAUCAUUGGUUGUCAAGUGGAAGGGAAACACAUAAUGAUAUUUCCAAAAGGGCUGCUGUGUUAAGUCUGUUGUAGCAAGCAAAAACAGUCUUGGUGACACUUUCUUCCUUUGCAUCUGAUCAUCUUCUGCAAGAGAGUAGAAUGUUGGCACCUACAGUUGCCAGCGUUUAUACUUACUGCUCCUGUGCCUCUAACAGAGCUUUAUGUGCAGACACUAUCAGGUGGUAAAUUUUAUAUCUGUGCUUCAAAGAACUUUUACUUGCUGAUUUUGACUAACAGAGGCAUAAGAGCCAAGUACAUGGGGGAGGGAUUCUACUCAGAUGGCAACCUUCCCGACUCCUUUUGAAGGCAACUGUCAUUCUCUGGAAGGUUGAUCUAUAUCAGCCUUCUUCCGACUUCCGGGAAGGGUGACUUCGCUUGUGCCUGCUUUUGGGACGGGCUCCCGCCUCAAAAGAAGCUUAUUCAGAUAUAAAUCAGUCAGAACAUUUUUUUUUUGACUGAUGAAAUUUCUCCCGGGCAGGGAGAAACGUAGAGAUCAACCUCAAAAGCCUGUUUUUGUUGGGAGGACUGGAUUUCAUUAAUUUAUGAGAUAAGGUCCAGCCAACAAUGCCGGACGGACUUCCUAACAAGCUCUAUCUGCUUAAGCGAUACGUUUAUCUUUUCUUUAAAGAGAGAACGGACUAACAGGCAAGCACCCUUCUUUCUAUUAUUUUUUUUACUUGGUUUAAAUU
Messenger RNA from Rhineura floridana, 3690 nucleotides. It is a transcript of the gene SLC11A1, whose product is annotated as solute carrier family 11 member 1. NCBI's taxonomy places the organism in Eukaryota, Metazoa, Chordata, Lepidosauria, Squamata, Rhineuridae. Gene Ontology annotation, molecular function: manganese ion transmembrane transporter activity; iron ion transmembrane transporter activity; cadmium ion transmembrane transporter activity. Gene Ontology annotation, biological process: metal ion transport. The transcript has 16 exons. The coding region runs from base 318 to 1940 and encodes 540 amino acids. The record is from RefSeq and is a predicted model, not a curated record. Gene Ontology annotation, cellular component: plasma membrane.